Molecule: messenger RNA, 1315 nt
Organism: Gekko japonicus
Lineage: Eukaryota; Metazoa; Chordata; Lepidosauria; Squamata; Gekkonidae
Gene: MRPS34
Product: mitochondrial ribosomal protein S34
Exons: 4
Coding region: 259-900 (213 amino acids)
Biological process (GO): mitochondrial translation
Cellular component (GO): mitochondrion; mitochondrial small ribosomal subunit
Molecular function (GO): structural constituent of ribosome
Source: RefSeq, a predicted model, not a curated record
AUGGAAGGGAGGCGGGAGAGCAAUAGUGUGACUGAAAAUCUUAGCCUCUGCGAAAUGUGUUUGUUUCAUUUUGAAAGGAGCGGAAGUGUUGUCACCCGGACAAUACAGUGGGUCGUACCAUCCUUGCUCAAACUACUGGAAUAAGCGAGGGCUGCAGCGAGCGAUUAGGAGGUGAGAAUCCACGAUUAAACCGGGGGUAGAGUUGUUGCUUAGUCUAGUAUCCCCGAUACUCGUGUGCAAAGAGACUCUUUGGCAGCCAUGGUUCGCAAGAAACUUUACCGCCCCAUUGCAGCCAUGGCUAAGAAGAUCCGGGAGUACCGGGCAUUGAAAAACCGACCCCGAGACUCCCAGCGCUUUGCCCUGGACUAUGAAACCAUGACCCGUCCCUUCACAGGCAAGCGUCUACCUGUGUUGGCUUGGGAGGAUGUGAAGAAUGAAAACCGGCUAUUUACCCUGCUGUGCAGGCUGCAUCAUUUUGGCAUUGGGCGCAUGGUGACGCGCAAGUCCUGGUUGUGGGCAUUCGAGGAGCCGUGUUAUUGGGUCAUUACCAAAGUGAAAGUGGAUUAUACAGCUGAGAAUAUGGAUCAUGGGCAAGCCUGGGGAUAUCGGACAUUCAGAGGCAGGACAAGCGACGAAGUGAAAGAAAUCCCCAAGGUCAUGUACCAUGAUUGGCGCAUAGUUCCUAAGCAUGAGGAGGAGACCUUUAAGAGAUGUACACCAGUGGAAGAAGAAAGCGUACAGUAUGUCCCAUACCCCCCAUUGCUGCGGGCCAUGAUCCUUGCUCAGAGACAGAAGGAAGGGAAUCUGGACACAGAAGAGCCCAUGAUCGACUUGAAACGUUUUGCUGCCCUCCGAAAGGAGCACUCUUCCCAGAAGCAAAUGGAAGGGACACCAGUCUGACAAUCUCAGGAUGUCUUCUGCGUUCUUUCUAUUACGUUCAUUUUCUAGAAAAUUACACCAAGAAAAACAUCUUUAAUACUGUGGAAAGUACAUCAUGCCAAAUCUCACCGUAUACUAAUUCUGCUCAACGUGUUGAAUGCUGUUAUGAAUCAAUGUGACUCUGUCUGGACAUGCUAGUUUACCUGCUCAGACCAUGUGCUUUUGACACCCAUGUUCAUUGUUCGAAAUAAGACCUCUUGAUUUUAGUGAGACUGGCUCCCUGGCCAGCUAUGUCCAGCAUUGCAGUGAGAACAACUUAAUCUCCCAAUGACUAGAGUAAAGCAGUUUUCGUAGCUGCUAAGAAAUUCAAGAUUAACUUUCUCCGUUUUUAAUUGAGGAGGAGGGUCAGUUAUAACUUUCAAAUAUAAUAAAAGUA